Molecule: messenger RNA, 1375 nt
Organism: Caenorhabditis sp. 36 PRJEB53466
Lineage: Eukaryota; Metazoa; Nematoda; Chromadorea; Rhabditida; Rhabditidae
Source: the annotation of a GenBank genome assembly
AUGGCUCACGACAGGCUGCUUCAAUACUCGACCGCAACUACUUCCAUCUUGACCAACUUCUUACUGAUCUAUCUAAUAUCCUACAAAUCUCCGGAGCACAUCGGCAACUACAAAUACUUGCUCAUUUUCAUUUCCGCGUUCGAGAUGCUCUACGGCGUUUUGGAUAUUAUCGCCUCGCCGCUCAGCUUCUCCUACGGUCCCACUUUCAUUAUUAUCGUUCCGCACAAAGAGACGGUAUUCGGUGCGGACGUGGCAAUGUUCCUGAACAUUCUGUACUGCUCCUUCUUCGGCUUCUCCAUGGGCAUGUUCGUGAUCAUCUUCGCCUACCGACUUCUCGCCUCCACUGGCAGCAAUCUCCUCACCUAUUUUCCAGGCGUUCGAAUCAUUUUCUGGUUUGUUUAUCCGCUUUUCCAUGGAAUUGUCUGGGGUGUUUCUACCGCGUUUCCUCUUGCGCCAUCGCGAGCAAUGGACGAUUUUAUCAGGUGAACGAGUUGAACGGCAUUCUUCCAAACUAUGUAUCUCAGCUGUUUGUAGAUUUAUCAAAAAGUGGCCAACUAAUAAAAUAUACACAAGAUCUUAAUAAACAAUUCAUUAGUUGACAACUUUUUGAUAUCUCUUCCGUCAGCUGAGAUAUAUCGUCUUGAACAAAUAGGUUCAGAGAAAGUAUAACUGAAAAGUUUAACAUGUCGCUCGACGAUGUGGCCUACACAGGCAUGCUGUUUUUCUCGUAUGAAGAUAACAAACGGAUUAUACAUCACAAUUCAGUGCUGGCAACUUUAGUUCAAUGGACUCUCACGGUAGUUUACAAAACGAUGUCUACAAUAUCAGUUCCACAUUCAGACCUUGUCCUUACUCAUGGUCAUCGUUUUCGGAUUCAAGUGCUAUUAUCGCAUCAAUGCACUGCUCAAAGUACAAGCACAAAUGUCUGGAGUGAUGCGGGAAACUCAGACGCAACUCUUCGUAGCGUUAGUUGUUCAGGUACCCUCCCUCCACAUCCUUCUUCUCCCCAUUUCCAUUCGAUUUUUGAGGCGCUAAUCCCUUUAAUUCUGAUGCACAUCCCCGUGCUCGCCCUCUACACGUGUUCUCUUCUCAAUAUCGACAUGGACGCCACGUUCGUCUGCGUUACCAUUUCACUUUUCCCGGCGUUGGACCCGUUUCCAACGUUGAUCAUCAUCAAAAGCUAUCGAGAGGCUACACUUGGUGAGUGAAGAAUUCGACUGAGCCGAUGAGAGUUUUGAUGUUUUCAGAUCUUCUCAAAAGUGCGUUGAGAAUUGUGAGUGCGCAGCUGUUUCUCUGAAAAUAAUGCAUACAAAUUCAUUUUCAGAAAAGAUUCACGCCAAAGUUUAAGAUUUCACAGACUGCGUCACCGAGCUGA